Limanda limanda (common dab) is the source of this 2932-nucleotide messenger RNA. It is a transcript of the gene enpp4, whose product is annotated as ectonucleotide pyrophosphatase/phosphodiesterase 4. NCBI's taxonomy places the organism in Eukaryota, Metazoa, Chordata, Actinopteri, Pleuronectiformes, Pleuronectidae. The annotation marks the transcript as partial. The record is from RefSeq and is a predicted model, not a curated record. The transcript is spliced from 8 exons.
UGCUGUGAGACAACUUCCACCAUAUUGGAGGAGGAGGACAUCUACUCUCUGCCCGCUGACAGGAUGUUACUGAAAGUGCUGCUGGUCGUCCUGUGUGGCGUCCCAGCCCCGGUGGCCGGGGGGGCCGAGGCUCAGCAGGGGCCGCUGCCGCUGCUGAUUGCGUCGUUCGACGGUUUCCGGGCAGAAUACCUGCAGAGGUUCCCCAUGAAGAACCUGAAGCUCCUGUACAGCCAGGGGGUCCUGGUGGAGCAGCUCACCAACGUCUUCAUCACCAAGACCUUCCCCAACCACUACACCCUGGUGACAGGGCUGUAUGCUGAGUCCCACGGGAUCCUGGCCAGUCGAAUGUACGACCCAGUCAGCCACAAGAACUUCAGCGCCGGCCAAGACCUUGAUCCGAUGUGGUGGACCCAAGCUCAGCCCCUGUGGAUCACGGCGCUGGACUCCGGCUACAAGACGGCGACCAUGAUGUGGCCCGGCUCCGACGUUCUCAACCGCACAGCGACACACUUCCUGCCCUAUGACAGAAGCGUGACGUUCCAGCAGCGGAUAGGGAACGUGACAAAGUGGCUGCUGGGAAAUGGAAAGGAACCGGGAGUGAAGUUCGCAGCUGUCUACUGGGAGGAGCCAGACACGUCGGGACACGUCCACGGACCAGACGACACCGCUGCCAUGAGCAAAGUGCUCAAAGAGGUUGACGACAACAUCGGCCUGCUGGUGUCGACGCUGAAGUCCACCGGGCUCUGGGGUCGCAUCAACCUCAUCAUAACCAGCGACCACGGAAUGGCUCAGCUGUCGGCCGAGCGCAUCAUCCGGCUGGACGACUGCAUCCCCCCCGACAACUACACGCUGGUGGACCUCUCGCCCGUCGCUGCCCUCAUCCCACAUGCAGAUCCACAGACAGUCUUCCCUCGGCUGAGUAAGUGCCACGACCACAUGACAGCCUAUCUGAAGAGGGACAUCCCUGAUAGGCUGCACUACCGGAACAACGAACGUAUCACGCCAAUCCUACUGGUUGCUGAUGAAGGCUGGACCAUAGUGCAGCGAGGGAACACGCUGUCCAGAUUGGGCGAUCACGGCUACGACAACUCCCUACCCAGCAUGCACCCCUUCAUGGUAGCGGCAGGGCCCAGCUUCCGUGAAGGUUAUCGAAUCAGCAGUUUAAGGAGCGUGGACAUUUACCCUCUCAUGUGCCACCUGCUGUCGGUGCCCCCCCGGCCCAACAACGGCAGCCUGAGCCAGGCUCGCUGCCUGCUGGCCGCUGAGGCCUGUGGGAACCUCUCCCAGGUGAUCAGCCUGGUGCUGGGAAUCUUACUGGUACUCACCACAAUCAUUCUAUUCAUCAGGUGGCGGCGAAACCUCCGGCAGUCGCGCUCCCGAGCUUUCCAGAGGCUGGAGAUGGACGACGAUGAAGAAAGCCUGUUUGGGUAAACCAGUCCGACCCGAGAUCACAGACUGAUCUGCGUCACCUAGUUGAGCUCCUAUAGGUACUUGCACUUAACCCACUCAGGCUGCGGCAUUAGAUUUCACACUGGCAUGGGUGCAUUGUAUGUAUUUGCAUUCACAAACAUGCAGUAGAAGGAGCGGCUGUUUAUGAAGCCUUCAGGCCGACUGACUCACGGGCUGUGAUCAGAAAGCUUCCAUGUACAAGGAGGUGCUACUACUGACCAAAUUAAAAGAAUUUAUCCUUUGAACUAAAAACCACAUGUAUUCUCCCACAGCUGUGUCUUUGCCAGCACUGUAACAGAGGUAUUCUAAUGGUUUUGCACCUGUCUUGAAGUAAAGAUGCACGACCACCACUUUCACAUUUCUGUGCAAAAAUGAAGCCAAACUAUCCCAAGUACAGAUGCUUUAAUUACUUUUAAUUAGGGCUGGGCAAGUUAACUCGUUUAAUCGAGUUAACUCAAGUGAUGAGUUUACUCGAUAAAUUAUUUUAUCUCGCAUUAACUCAGGUUUGAUUAUUUAUUGUUUUAUUGUGAAAGUCAGGCUUUUAUUUUGUGAAAGUCUGUUGCUGACUGCUGCAGAACAGGAAAAAAGAAAAUAAUUGGCGGAUAAACAAUCGAGUUAACUCAUCACUUGAGUUAACUCGAUUAAAACGAGUUAACUUGCCCAGCCCUACUUUUAAUUUCAAAUAGAUUAAGUAUUAAAAUAACCAGCAAAUAAAUAAAACAAGUAUCAGCAUUUGAAUCACUAUUCCUCUACUACUAAAAGUAGUAAUUCUAGGCUACUACUAUAUUAGUACUACUUAUAGGCCACUUUUAAAUGGGCUAUUCCUGAUUAAUUUAUAGUUAAAAUAGACUUUUCAUAAUCACGUCAUGUCUUACAGGAGACUAAACACGUCCAUUCCGUCCAAGAGAUAUUUAUAUAUUUUAUGUAUAUGUAGCAUGUGAUUGGUUAUUUGACAUAUUUUGGAUCGGACCCCUUUUAAAGAGUAGGUCACAACAAACCAGCAAGUUCUGAGUUUCCACGACUACUGACUAGAAAUCGUUCUGAGGGGAUGUUUGUGCGUACGCCCCCGGAUGUGAAGUGGUACAAACAGCUGAAGGACAGAAUAGUAAAUAUUAGUGGUGGUUAUUUAAUUGUUCAUAAUGUUACUGCUGUAAGAAAAACAUUGUUUUACGAGAGACUUGAACCUGUGACGGGGAACCAGGGGUGUUCUGAGGAAAACUAUUUUUAGAUUUUUUUAGACGCUACUGAUUUUAAGAGAUUUAUUUAAUAUAUUUCUGCGGGAACUGAAAACUUAUUUUUAUGAGAUUUUUUAUGCAUAGUGUAAUGUAGCUAUUUUGUCAGAAGAGGGAGCCUGUUACAAAUGAUCCUGUGUAAAAUGAGAAAACCCCCUUACAGAUGUAGACAUUCUUAUGAUUGUGUUUAUUUAGAUUUUAUUCUGAACUGUUACUGUUAUAUUUGGGAAACUGAUGCAAUCUGAAAUUAU